This is a messenger RNA of Phoenix dactylifera (date palm), 3258 nucleotides long. Its product is annotated as kinesin-like protein KIN-7A. NCBI's taxonomy places the organism in Eukaryota, Viridiplantae, Streptophyta, Magnoliopsida, Arecales, Arecaceae. The record is from RefSeq and is a predicted model, not a curated record. Gene Ontology annotation, biological process: microtubule-based movement. Gene Ontology annotation, molecular function: ATP binding; microtubule motor activity; microtubule binding.
CAACGCUCGCUUUUCUCUCGCUCUUUCCGCCUCCCAUUUCCUUGCUUUUGGUCUUCUGGGAGAAAGAAACCGUGAAUCCCCCCCCACCACUCAAUCCACCAUUUUUUGGGUCUCUUUUCUUUCCUUCUUUUGGUUCUUGGAUCGUUUCUAGGAUCUCGCCGUGCAGGAAUCGCGGGUUCGGGCGGCGUCUCCUUCCCCAAAUACCUCUCCCAGCGCGCAACCAAGAUGGCAGCAGCAAGGACUCCUGGUACCCCAGCUUCGAAGACCGAAAGAACACCAGUAUCUACACCUGGAGGCUCCAGAGUCAAAGAUGAGAAGAUUUUCGUCACAGUAAGGAUGAGGCCACUGAGUAAGAAAGAACAAGCACUGAAAGAUGAAAUAGUGUGGGAUUGUAUCGAUGACCACACUAUCGUGUUCAAGGGCUCAACUCAGGAGCGUUCAAAUUUACCAGGCCCCUACGCGUUUGACAAAGUAUUUGGACCUAAUUGUUUGACCGAGAUUGUCUACGAAGAAGGAGCUAAAAAUGUUGCAUUAUCAGCAUUGACAGGAAUAAAUGCCACCAUCUUCGCUUAUGGGCAGACCAGCAGUGGCAAAACAUAUACUAUGCGGGGGAUCACUGAGAGCGCUGUAAAUGAUAUUUACAAGCACAUAGAAAAUACUCCAGAUAGGAACUUUGUGAUUAAGAUUUCUGGCAUAGAAAUAUACAAUGAGGUAGUAAGAGACCUGUUGAAAACAGAUUCUGGUCCUCUUCGACUACUUGAUGACCCUGAGAAAGGAACUAUUAUUGAGAAACUGGAAGAAGAAACAGUAAAAGAUAGCCAGCAUCUGAGACAUCUGGUCGGCAUUUGUGAAGCACAAAGGCAAGUUGGUGAAACUGCCUUGAAUGAUACCAGCUCCAGAUCUCACCAAAUAAUAAGGCUGACGAUAGAGAGUAGCCUACGUGAACAUUCAGGCUGUGUGAAGUCUUUUUUGGCAAGCCUGAACCUUGUGGACCUUGCGGGAAGCGAGCGGGUUUCACAAACUAACGCAAAUGGUGUCAGACUUAUAGAAGGCUCCCAUAUAAAUCGUAGCUUGUUGACUCUUACAACAGUAAUUAGAAAACUCAGUGUUGGGAAAAGAAGCGGCCAUAUACCCUACAGGGAUUCAAAGCUAACACGUAUACUGCAGCUUUCUCUCGGUGGAAAUGCAAGAACUGCCAUUAUAUGUACCAUGAGUCCAGCACAAAGCCAUGUAGAGCAAUCUCGGAAUACCCUACAUUUUGCAACUUGUGCCAAGGAAGUUACAAAUACUGCUCAUGUUAACAUGGUUGUGCCAGACAAACAGAUGGUCAAACAUCUGCAGGAUGUGGUUGCCAGACUCGAAGCAGAACGACGCACCCCGGAACCUUCCGAAGCCCUUCUGAAGGAGAAAGAGCUGAAAAUUAAGGAGAUGGAAAUGGAAAUGGAAGAACUGAAACGGCAAAGAGAUCUUGCGCAGUCGCGACUGGAUGACUUGCGAAGGAAAGUAGGUGCAGCAGAUCAGACGGGUUCGAGUCCCCUUGAGCCAUCGCCUCGACGAGUGGCUAAAUGCCUCACCUUUUAUGGCCCAUCAUCACCGCAUCAUGGCGACAGAGGACAUGGAAGGGCUGAGAAGAUGAGGAACCCAAUGAGGCAGUCAUCAACUGUUCCAUCCAUGCUUGUGCAUGAAAUUCGCAAGCUCGAACAGCUACAAGAGGAACUUGGAGAGGAAGCGCACCGAGCUCUUGAAGUGCUGCAGAAAGAGGUGGCUUGCCACAGACAAGGGAAUCAGGAUGCCGCUGAGACUGUUGCCAAACUUCAAGCGGAGAUCAGGGAGAUGCGUGCGAUCAGAUCCCUGACUAAAGAGGUCAACAUCGAAGAUGUGAUCACCGGUCAGAAUGCCGGUGCCAAUCUUAAAGAAGAGAUAACGCGACUUCAUUCGCAGGGGAGUACCAUUGCCAAUCUGGAGGAGCAGCUAGAAAAUGUCCAGAAAUCUAUAGAUAGGCUAGUGAUGUCUCUGCCGAACAAUUUGCAGCUCAAUGAAACCACCCCGAAGUCCUCAAAGAGUCAGCCGAAGAAGAAGAAGAAGAAGAUGAUGCUUCCUUUGACCUUGAGCAGCCACGUCAACCGACCGCAUCUUAUAAGGGCGCCAUGCUCUCCUCUCUCUUCUUCCCGGAAGAUAUUAGAGUCUGAAAUAGAGAACAAGGCUCCAGAGAACGACGCAGGAUCCCCGGAGACCUUUUCAGGUUCUGAGAAAGCUACUCCGACCAAGAGCGAAGAUGGUGGCGACAUAACAUCCAGGGAAGGAACGCCACGCUGCCAACGUUCCAGUUCUGUGAACAUGAAAAAAAUGCAGAAGAUGUUCCAAAAUGCUGCAGAGGAAAAUGUAAGGAGCAUACGAGCAUACGUCACCGAGCUGAAAGAGCGUGUUGCGAAGCUUCAGUACCAAAAGCAGCUUCUUGUGUGCCAGGUAUUGGAAUUAGAAUCAAAUGAAGCUGCAGGGCACGAAGUACCAGAGGCUGAUGAGCAUAUAUCAGAACUGCAAAAUUCCACUGAUGCAUGGGAUUCCGUCUUCAAGGAGCAAAUGCAGCAGAUUAUUCAACUAUGGGAUGUUUGUCAUGUAUCGAUAAUACAUCGGUCGCAGUUCUACUUGUUAUUCAGAGGUGAUCGAGCGGAUCAGAUAUACAUUGAGGUAGAGCUCAGGAGAUUGGCUUGGCUGCAGCAGCAUUUUGCUGAAGUUGGCAAUGCAAGCCCUGCUCAUAUCGGAGACGAGCCUGCAGUUUCUCUGUCAUCAAGCAUUAAAGCAUUAAGGCAGGAAAGAGAGUUUCUUUCCAGAAGGGUUAACUCACGUUUGACAGAGGAGGAGAGAGAGCGGCUCUACAUCAAAUGGCAAGUUCCCCUUGAAGGGAAGCAGAGGAAGCUUCAGCUGGUGAACAAGCUUUGGACUGAUCCAAACGAUCCAGUGCACAUCGAGGAGAGUGCUGACAUAGUGGCCAGAUUGGUAGGAUUCUGUGAGGGAGGAAACAUCAGCAAAGAGAUGUUUGAGCUGAAUUUUGCACUGCCAGCAAGCAAGAAACCAUGGUUUUUGGGAUGGCAACCCAUAUCAAAUUUGUUGAGACUCUGAUGCUGCGAGGUACCAGAAAUAAAAGAACUGAAAUUUUAUUAGAUUCUUUCUUUCUUCCCCUAAAUUGUUUUAAUAGCAAUUAUUAUUGUUUCCUAAAAUAGUUGCUAACUACAAGGAAUCCCUUGAAAAGUUCAUCUC